Paramacrobiotus metropolitanus is the source of this 447-nucleotide messenger RNA. RefSeq lists its product as uncharacterized. The transcript has 3 exons. Bases 97 to 447 code for a protein of 116 amino acids. The record is from RefSeq and is a predicted model, not a curated record. NCBI's taxonomy places the organism in Eukaryota, Metazoa, Tardigrada, Eutardigrada, Parachela, Macrobiotidae.
GAACCACACUUGUCCGCAAAGACGUCCGUUUGCCCAUAAUCAUGGUGAAGAACGCUCGGGAUGGCAUUACUGACGAAUUUCUAACCAUUGGCCGUGAUGCUCUUAAUCGAACAUGGGAAUGCCACGGUUUAUCGGAGUUUAUGGAGCUUUCGCUCCGUGGAUGCGCCCGCUGAGCAGACCCGCAUUCUUCUAGCAGCGGCGAACGACCACUGCCCGGUCGUCAGUCCGAGUGUGCACGAAAAGGUCACAGCGAUGCAUGCGCGCUGGGUUCGAACGUUGAACUAUCCGGAACAGUGGACCGGAAUUCGGGUUUUUCUACAACUGUUCAAUUCUUUUCAUCUUGAUGACACUUCACAGCGAUGGAAUCAGAUGGAUCUUCGCAAACUGGACAUUGCUGUUUUGACCCGUAUUACCUUCGCAGCACUGGAUGGCUGCUUUGAGGACUGA